Molecule: messenger RNA, 2413 nt
Organism: Owenia fusiformis
Lineage: Eukaryota; Metazoa; Annelida; Polychaeta; Sabellida; Oweniidae
Source: the annotation of a GenBank genome assembly
GUAAAACAACGAUCGUGGCACGAAUAAGCUAUCAUGCGAUGUCUACCACUAAUCCAAAGGAUGAAAUUAUUACAGAUGUUAAACGAAUGGAAGAGUGGCACAAGACAGUAUUGCUCUUGGGAAUUUAGAUUGAAGUAGUAUCAGCCAAAGGUGCGCCACACAAACUACAUAUUACGAAACACUAAAAGAAGCUUACUGAGGUCCCAGGAGUUAAACUAAAGUGGUAUUGUGCACAUCUUAAUAACCGAUUGAGCGUCAAGAAAGUAUAUAUCAUCUGAAAUUGGAGGGCUUGUUAUUUAGCAAUUUUAGCCGCCAUGUGAUGCAGUAAUCAAGGACUGACAAGGUUUAGUAGCUGAAAGCAGCUUGGCAGAACAGACAUGUUCAAUUGUAAUGAAGUAUUAUAUACAGUACCAGUAAUCAAACAUGAAUGGUGAAAUGGAUGCUUAUGAACAUUGCAGCUACUUGAUGCAAAACUAGAUGAUAUCGAUAUUGCCGCAUCGACAGGUAUAUAUGUUGGCAGAAUCCUCCUGGCGUCCCUGAAGAAUACUAUAAAUGGUAAUCGAGUCAACUUUUAGGCUCGGAGUUAUAUCAAUGACGAUCAUAUUAAUCCUCAUAGGCCAAAUAGUGCGUCACUUUUGCAAUUGGUUUUUAUAGCAGAGCGUAUCAGAACUGGAUAAUUAGAGUUAGCUAAGAUACAUAUACGAACUACUGAUAUGUGAUAGCCGUUUGCGACUCGAGGUUCCUACAAACAAUGAAUUGGUUGCUUAGGUGGCCAUUUCGGGAGUAAUUAAUUUGAAAAAUAACAUAAAUAGGAGCGUGAUUUGACUUAGACGAACUGUAAAGGCAUCCUCGAUGUUUUUGAGAAACAUGAAGCUAACCACACGAACAAUGUCGGUGAUGUCCCUAGUAUGUGGUCUAGUGGGAGUCGGAAUGUUCACAUUGGCCGUUGCGGCGGACUUCUGGCUGUAUGUACAGGAACCUUUCGGCGAAGACAAACUCCGAGCUAGUAUGACGAUGGUCGAACCCUUAGAUUACACCGAAACCUACACAGAAGAACCGCUUGAGGAGGAAAUGAUUGAGUACGAUGAAAACAUGACAAUGCCCGAUACCAUGCCAAUUCUAAAACUUCACGCUAAUAUGGGCCUUUGGCGAUGUUGUAUUGAACUAGUCCAACCCACAGUCGUCAGUCCAAAAACAUGCUCGUAUAUUCGUUACUUUGGUCAGGUUGCUGGUCGAGUACAAGAGCAAGAAGUUACCAUGGCGAUAACAAAAGCUAUACGACUUGCCACUCCCAUAUGCGUCGUUGCCUUGAUUGUGACAAUAGUGGCCUUCUGCACCAGUACUUGGGGUAACGUAAAACAGAAUUCCAAAACAGUUAUCGGUGCAGUAUUAUAUAUUUUAGGAGGGCUUAUUCUUGCAGCCUCGAACAUCGUUUACAUAUCUUCCAUUAACGACGAGGUCGCCCAUCUAAAGAAACCAGCAAAUGGCGAACACCACCAACACAAGUUCGUGAACUACCAAUAUGGCUGGUGCUUUUAUUUUGCGGGAGGUUCAUUCGUUUGUGCAGAGCUAGCCGCCGUUAUAAACCUUACAAUGUACCUUAAACGGUAUCCUACUUUCGAGGAUAAAACACACAUAAUUCCCGGAAUAGACAGAGAUGUUGAUUAUCGAGUAGAAAUUGAAAAGCGCGAUGAUGGGGCUUAUCAUGCCGCGGAGGGACAUGAAACUGACACAGGACUACUUUCAUCCGGGUCUUCAGCCAAUGUUCGCCAAGACACUGUAAUUUUGUGAUUUGCUAAUUGCGUCAUUUACGACAAAAUGUUUCUUAUUAAGGCUAGAUUACUUGUAGUAGACAACACAUACUUUUUACAGAUUAAAAAUAAAAUAUUUGCAUGUUAUUAUGAAUUUUAUUAAAUGGUACAUAUUUCAUAUUUACACUGCAAUGACAUAAUCAUACGUAUACGUCAUAAGUCACAAACGACUCGUCCAAUACUCGAUGGUCAAGGGUUUCAAAUUUUCACGUGUGACAUUGAAAUACUGAUAAUCUGAAUAUUUAGAAAGUUUAAUAUGAUACACUGCACAUCAAUAUAAAAUAUAAAAAGUGAAGCUGAAAUAAAAUGCAAGGCCAGGUGAAAUAAUUAAUUGAACAAAUCUCGGACGAAAAAUAUUUAUGGAUUAGCUUGAUUGUGCAAAAACUAAAUGGUUUUGCAAAAAUGAAUUUGAUUCAAUAACAACCACUUUAGGACCACUUUACCCUGCUAUGAUUCUCAGUAGGCUAAAUUCACUGUUCCCCAACUAGUUACGAGAAAAAAUGGAGGUACGUGCUUGUACUGUACAAGUUCGAGUUCGGUAACAUAACUAGUUGGGGAACGGUGAUUGUAGUUAAUUGUUAUCACUUUCUAUUACACAAUUA